AGGGUGUGGGGUGUGUGUCUUCAUUAGAACAGCAAGCUGUUUCAUCCCAGAUCCUGCACCCACGUGGAAAAGGAUGAGUUCUCAGAUCCUGCUGUGCCUCUCACUGGUUCUUUCCAUCCAUGGUGGAGCUUUGCAACCUGUGCCCAUACAGCCACCGCAAGCCUUAUAUGCUGAGGGGGAGACCGCUGUCCUGCAGUGCCCCCUGGAGAGGGGCAAGAUCCAGGACUACCAUGUUUUCUGGUUUCAGCAAAAGCCAGCCAGCCACCCCACUCUCAUUAUGAAGCAUGCCAUCGAUGGCCAGAUAGAGAAAUCAUCCAAAUUUGAUGCUCGGUUCGUCCCCAUCCGGGAUGCCAGUGCCAAUGCAUAUGUGCUGCAGAUCCAGAGGGUGCGCACUGAAGAAAGUGCCACCUAUUGGUGCCUGGCAGAAGCGAAUUACUUCAGCAUUGCAGUCUCAGGGAAAGGGACACAGCUCAGUGUCAGGGGCGGAACAUCAGUAAAGGAACCAUCAUCAGUCUUCCUCUUGUCUGAUGCUUCUCAGAGAUCCUGCUCUUCUACAGUCCACGCCUUGUGUGUAGCUGAACAAUUCUACCCAGGAUUUCUGGAGAUCAAGUGGAGCGUAGAUGGAAAAGAUAUAACGGAGGGGGUGAUGCCUAGUCAGGUGAUGUUGAACAAAGAUGGCUCGUACAGCGCCAGCAGCAUCCUGAACAUCUCUCAUAACCUCCUUGGCCCUGGCGCAUCCAUCAAGUGUUCUGUGCUCCACCAGUCCUCUGGUGCCAAGGCUGAACGGAGUCUGACACAGUGCCAGGCAUCGUAAAGACAGCAGUACCCUUGCCUUGCUUCAUUAGCCCUAAUAGGGUCUGUGUGAAGGCCACAACUGUAUUUCCUCCCUUUAGUAAUGCUCAGUAAAGCAGCCUUUAUGUCCCCA
Pogona vitticeps (central bearded dragon) is the source of this 925-nucleotide messenger RNA. RefSeq names its product immunoglobulin lambda-1 light chain. Gene Ontology annotation, molecular function: peptide antigen binding. The record is from RefSeq and is a predicted model, not a curated record. Lineage: Eukaryota; Metazoa; Chordata; Lepidosauria; Squamata; Agamidae.